UUAGCUACCAAAAUUUUAUUUGCCUAAGUUUUUAUUUUUUGCAAUGUUUAUAUUAAUUAAUUGUCGUAGUCAUUAACUAAACAUGUAUUUUUAUUUAGAUUUAGUUGUAGCCAUGAACGAGCACUUCUGCAUAAUUAUGAGUACUGAAAAAUAAUUAUUAUUAUUUAAAAUUAGUUUUUAAAUUACACAAACAAAGAAAUUUUAAGGAAAAUCGAUCGAUUAAUAUUAAUCGAUUGUAGAUUACAGUGUAUUGUGAUGGGAUCACGUGUAAAGACGUUUUAAUGAAUAGUCACGCAUUUCAGAAAUUAACCAAUUGACAGCAAUGUUAUUUUUUAAUUUUAACAAAAAUUACUAUAAUAUGAUUUUUAAUAAUUAAAAACAUCAAAUAAAAUGGCGUUAAAUAAUUUGUAGAAUAAAAUAUUAUUUACAAAAUUCUAAUAUAAUUUCUUUCUGACUGGAUCGAUAAUAAUUAGCAAACAAAUGGGUUACUUUAAGUUGGGCUGUAUGUACAGUAUCAUGUACUAUCAAAUUUUUUUGACUGCCACAGCUGUUGGAUUUUCUGGUGUUAUGUUACCUCUUAUGCGGUCACCUGAAUCUAGUAUUCAAGUGAAUGACGAAGAGGCUUCGUGGAUUGCUAGUCUGCUGUAUAUGUUGACACCUGUUGGUAAUCUAGUGUUUGGAGUGAUAAUGGACAAAUAUGGUCGUAAAAUAUGUAUGGAACUAGUUUAUUUGCCUUUAAUAAUUAGUUAUAUUGGAAUGUUUAUGGCUAAAUCGAUUGUUCACAUUUAUAUAAGUCGAGCUAUUGUUGGAUUAUCUGUCGGUGGUGGUUCAGCAGCAAUGAAUGUAUACAUAUGUGAAACAAGUCCACCUACGUAUCGCGCUUUUUUCUUAUCUUUUCCUGCAGUUUUAACUUCAGUUGGUAUGUUAUUAUGUAUUGCGAUGGCAAAAAUGACGACAUGGCAAAUAUCUUCAGGUAUAUUAGCAAUUUUAAAUAUUGCUGGUCUUAUAAUAUUGAUGAUAUUUUUACCUGAAUCACCUGUUUGGUUAAACCAAAAUCGUCGACAUGAAGAAGCUACUAAUGUUUACAAAUGGUUUGGAUCUAGUCCAAUAUUUGUGGAAGUUAAAAAAUAUUCUGAAACAAAUGGAAAAUUAAGGAUAACUUUUAGAACGUUUUUAAGUCGUUCUGUAUGGAUACCCACUUUAUUGACGUUUUUAUUUUUCUUUGUACAAACAAACUCUGGAAUUUUUAUCAUAUGGAGUUAUUUAACCGACUUUACUAAAUAUCUAAAAAUACCUAUCGAUCCUUUCAAAAUGACUGUCUUAAUAGCCAUUUGCCGAAUGAUUACAUCGGUGGUGACAUCGUUUAUUCUUCGUAACAUGAAAAGAAAAAUUUUAACAUUUAUUUCAGCUACUGGAAUGUCUAUUUCAUUAGCCUUAGUUGCUAUAUACUUAAAAUUGUACGAUAUUAAUGGAGUUCUUCAGGAUGAUUCCACUAACCCUUUACCUUGGCUAACUUUUAUUUGUCUAGCCGCAUUUACGAUAUUUUCUGCCAUUGGAUUGGGAUAUUUGCCAUGGUCAUUUUGUGCUGAAGUAUUUCCACCUCAUGUUAAUGGAGUUAUGACUGGUAUAAUGUAUUCUCUAGCCUAUGUCAUGUUAUUUAGCGGUGUUAAAAUAUUUCCUGCAGCAGUUAAACAGUUCGGAUUUCUUUCUGUUUUAUGGGUUUUCUUCGGGUUUUCAGCAUUUGCUUCAUUAUUUGGUAUAUUUUUAAUGCCUGAAACUGUAAACAAAACUAAAGAAGAAAUUCUAAAUAAUUUUACCAAGUCAAAACGAACAAAAAAUGAAUAUCUACAGCAAUCUGAAAUGUGUUUAAGAAAAGAUAACCUUUAUUCAAUUAGUGAAGAAAUAAUUAUAAAAAAUUAGUUUAUAGAAGCAUAAUUCAUUAAACUGAUUAAUAAAAUUAUUUAAGCAACUUUUUAGUUUUAAAUAUGACGAUCAAAGUGUUUAGUAUAAUUCUUGACCCAAAAGACGUCACAGGAUUUCAACAUUUUUAUUUAUUUUAAAAAUGAAGUUAUAAAGGUGAAAUGAAGUUCAAAAUAUUCUCAAAAUAAUCUAGUUUUAUUUAGUUUUAUUACAACUUAUAUAAAUUCAAUAUGACCAACGUUAUAACAUGUACGGUAUUCGAAUUCCUCCCAAACGUUGCUGAUUAUAUCCUGUAUCACAGUAUUCACAGCAUCUUUAAUUCUGGUUUUGAGCUCUUUCAAGUCUGUAGGUAAUGGUUGUACAUAAACUUUAUCAUUUAAAAAGUCCCAUAAAAAGUAAUUACACACUGUGUCUAGUUCCAGGCUUGCACGUAGUGUAAACAUUUCUGGUUUACUAGUGAAACUGAGUCGAACAUGCUUGAUGUUUUCGUCAGAGAAACAAGAUCGACCUGAGCGUUUCUUUGCACAAAAAUAACCAAUUUCUUGAAACGUUUGAUGCCAACAUAGAAUGCUUUAAGAAGUUGGACUUAAGUUCCAUAAAUUCUUCUCAAAUAACGUUGAACAGUUAUUACUGAUUUGCACUGACUAAAACAGAGCACGUUAAACACUUUCUGUGGCAGAGUCGCCAUAUCAAACAAACAAACAGCAGUUCAAUAAUCAUUACAGUAUUUAUCAGCUACAUAAAAUAAACUUUACUUAUUAAUCUUUCCAUAAAUUUAUGAUUCGUUAAACUGGUAUUAACUAUUGCUGAGCUAUAUCAGUUCGUAAUAGUAUGAAGCUUUAGAAACACACUGUAUUCAUUUCUAACAAUUUAACAUUAAAAUAUUUUUUUUUAUUUUUACUUAUUAAAUCAUAUAUUUAAUGCUUAAUUAUAAAAUUAUUUUUUUUACC
This is a messenger RNA of Daktulosphaira vitifoliae (grape phylloxera), 2870 nucleotides long. RefSeq names its product facilitated trehalose transporter Tret1-like. The record is from RefSeq and is a predicted model, not a curated record. NCBI's taxonomy places the organism in Eukaryota, Metazoa, Arthropoda, Insecta, Hemiptera, Phylloxeridae. The transcript has 5 exons. Gene Ontology annotation, biological process: transmembrane transport. The coding region runs from base 481 to 1920 and encodes 479 amino acids. Gene Ontology annotation, cellular component: membrane. Gene Ontology annotation, molecular function: transmembrane transporter activity.